Molecule: messenger RNA, 9754 nt
Organism: Columba livia (rock pigeon)
Lineage: Eukaryota; Metazoa; Chordata; Aves; Columbiformes; Columbidae
Gene: MOCS1
Product: molybdenum cofactor synthesis 1
Exons: 11
Coding region: 5488-7248 (586 amino acids)
Biological process (GO): Mo-molybdopterin cofactor biosynthetic process
Molecular function (GO): metal ion binding; 4 iron, 4 sulfur cluster binding; GTP 3',8'-cyclase activity
Source: RefSeq, a predicted model, not a curated record
GUAGCGGGCGGGCGUGCGCCCCUGCCAGCGGGGUGCCCGGCGGGAGCGCGGCCGCCGGGAGUCGAGGUUGGGAUUUGGAGUCUCGGACCGGUGCAAAAUUAAGAAAAGGUAGUUUGUGAAGGGCAUGGCCUGGCGGGGCUGCCCCGGGGAGCUCGGGUUGAGAGCUCUGCACCGGGAUCGGCCGCAGCCUGGGCUGAGGCAGCUGGAAUCUGCUUGGGCCAGUGGCACUAACACUCUGCCUCUUGCUUUCUGGUAGACAUGUUUACUUUUGCAACCUGGAUCAGGCUGCAACAGUAAUGUGUGUGGUGGACGUUACUUGAUUAUACAAAUCGGGGGGUAGGUGAGGUCAUCAGGACGUGGUAAUGUAUACUUAAAUGUCCUUACUUUACUGAAAUGCCACCCUUACUUUGAAAGUAAGUAAGACGUUCAGUCUCUUGGACUGAUGCAGUUCUGUGUUCCUUCUAAGUCAAGGAAGAGAUGGUUUGAUCUGCCAAGGUCAAAAUCCAGUGGUUUGGCAGCUCUCGGUUGCGGUCCGGGUGGUCACACAAACUUUGCAAAGAGACUGUUUGCUCUGUGACUGGCAUGAAACCAACACAGGUGUUGUCCAGAGCCAGCUCCAUGUAGUUUGACUUCCAGUCCCUCAGAUGGAUUUGGCCUCUUGGUGUUCAAAGGCAGGAGAAAAAGCUGCACAGAAAGGCACAGGUUUUGUAACUGUCUAGCAGAAAUAGGUCAUGACAUGCAGAGUAGGCCCAGCUGGGACAUGAUUUAGUGAUUUGCUUGCAAUUGCAUGGCUGGCUUUAGGAAGCAGAAAAUAAGCUAAAGCUACUGGUGUUAGUCUUUGUGUCACCAGAAUUGAAGGCAUUCACUACCACUUAGUUAUUUACAGAAAGUCAAAUGGAUUUGUGUAUUUCUUUAUUAAACGCUUAUUUGGCUCAGGUAUCUAGAAAGGUUAUUGUGUUUCUUUUGUUUGUUCUAAACCAUGUACUUUAUUUGUAAAUUCUGAUCAGAAGUAUUUUUAACUGCUUUCUAUAUCUGGAGUAGUUCUAGCAUACAUUUAGGUAUUCCUUUUGGAAUAACUUGACCACAACAUCCAUCUCUGAAAGCCCCACUGCCUUAGGGAAUGAAAGCCACAAUGGCUGGAAGAAUAGGAUGUGUGAUUGGUGUGUGUGUGCCGUAGUAACUGUGACAAGUGAACUGGGGCACUGGCUGAUACCCUGCAGGGCCUGAGAAGCAAGCUAAUGAAAAGCAAAGACAGUGCAAACUUAGCAACUCCACAGUGAUAAUAUAUUCAUUGCUCCUUGUUCUCAGUUUGUGACUGGUCUGUAGUGAGGAGCAAUUAGUGUUACAGCCAUAGGGGUCACAGAAACAUGCUUUCAGAUGACAGGAUGUUGAAACUUGCAAAACUAUUGUGAAUACUUCUUGCCUAUCUUCUGGGUUGGAUCUGAAAAUGUUCAUGGAUUCUGUUUAGUUUCAUGAGAUUUCAGUUGGGUGUGGGAGGUGUGGAGUUAGACUACCUGCAUUUCAUCACUCUUUAAAAUGAUCCUUCCAGCUGUGGAAGGAAAAACUCCAUGAUGUAGGAGCUUCAGGAGACAACUGGAUGGCUCUGUCCAAGGCCAUCUGUUCUAAGUCUAGGUUAGGUUACAAACAGUGGGGUCAGUACAGCUGCUGCUUUGGUAUUGUGUGGUGAACUUAUGUUCAGCUUUUGGCCUUUUUAACCUAUUUCUACUUGUUUCUUUUUUUGAGACAGUGGGAGGCUGAGUGCAUGCUAUCUAUUCUGUAUUCUGCAUUUAAUAUCUGUAGUAACACUUUCUCUGAAUACUUGGUGACUCCCUCUACCAGAAACACUAUAUAGCUUUUUUGUGGUUUGAGUAUCCAUCAAGUCCUUAUAAUGUUGUCUAUAUGAAAUAUGUGGUUAAAAUCUGUUUAUAGAAGUGAAAUGAUAUUGAGCAGCUAACCUGAGUGGGCCAACCUCAGGCUGUGAAAAUUUAUGUUAGUUUUGAAGGUGAAAUCAGAUAUACCUGGGAAGCUGGUCCUAAGUUGUUUUCUAAUAAAAGCCGGAACUUAAUCAGAUUGUUAUUGGACUGGUUAGUGCACAUGAUAGAUCCUGUUUGUAUCUUAGUAUUUAAGAUAUGGCUGUCAUUCUCGCGGGAGUGUGCAGUGUAGAGUCCGUUUUACUAAGACUAGAUAAGGGCAAGUAGCAACAGGCACUCUGAAAGUGGCAUUUUCAUGCUUGUUUGGUUAUGUACAAGUAAACAAAAGAAAGUCUGAUGCCACCCUGUCAUCUUGUACAUAUGAUGACAUGUCCAAAUUCUUGAAUUAAAAAAAAAAAAAAGAAAGUAGGAUUACAUAUUUUUACUACAAAUCUUUGUUUUCUAGUACAAUAAAAAAGUAAUUUAUACUGCUUAUGGGUGAAAACCUCAGCUUUUUGUUAUAAAGAGGGAAGAUGAGAGGACUCUUAAGGUAGUGAGGCUUGAGAGCAUUAAUAAGGAAAUUAGUAUUUUAUUUUUUUUUUCAUCCUGCCCUAGAUGUAUCAUUUCCAGUAACGGUCUUCAGCAUCCUGAUACAAAGUUCCAUUUCAGCAUCCUCCAUCUGUUCGUGUAGAUCCUGUAAUUCAGACAUAACCACUUGAAAUUUUAUGUGGCCUCAAUGAAGUCAUUGCCACUGGGAUAAAGAGAACAGCCCAGCUCCUCUAGAAAGACCUUGUGUGGCCCUUGUUCUUGGCCAGUCCUCUCUGAAACUCUCUGUCCUGGAGCUCCAUUUUGUGGGUAGCUGGUCACAGUCUCUGAGCAGCAGGCUCUGUGCCAGAAGCCAGAACUGCAGCAUGCUGUUUGGGGUCAACUCUUGGGCAGCAGCUGCAGAGCCCUCAGGAAAACAUUUGUCUUGGACUUCUGAGCUCAAACCUCAUUCUGGCACUUGGCCUACUUAGACCCAUUUCAGCCUCUGUGGCUGUCUAAUUUCCAGGUUAAACAAGGACGCCGUGUCACCGCUUCCCUACAGACCAACAUGUUAAAGGUGAGGCAUGAAACAGAAGAACUUUUGUUGAGUUGUGUCCAUGAUGCUGGUGCAGUGGCAUUGGGCACUACAGUGAGGCGGCAGCACUGAUAUAUGGACCCAAAAGGGCUGCAGGAGCUGAAAGGUCAGCACCAAGUGCAUAAGUACACAGGUUGUGGUGGUCCCUGAGGCCUGUGCAGAGGAAGUGUUUGCAAGCAUUGCUGUUUCCUAGUGCACAAAUAUCACUGGGGGUAAGGUGGAGCUGGAAGGCUAGAGCAAGUAUAGCACUUGAUCUUCAGCAUGAUGAAUAGACUAGAGUUCUGUUCUCUUCUCCUGUGUAUUCAACUGAGCCUUCCCAGUAUCUGUCAGUUUGUGGUGUUCCUGGUGGUUAUUAAUACCUCUGGUGACAGCUUCCAAUUAUGCUGCGUUGUAGAAGAGUUCUCCUGGAAAGCAAAGGUGAAUUGGCAGGUCUGAAGGGCUGACAGCCUGUCAAAACGUAGUUGCUAAGUCCAGUCAUCUAAGCUCUCAUUCUUUCAGUACUAGUAUAGAACAUAGGAUUGACAGCCCAGACUGAAACUGUUUUUUCACGGGUCAGGCAAAGCACACUCUGUGACAGCGUAUACUCCUCUGAUGUGCAGAAGUGUUGACCAUCAACUAUGCAGAGAGGGGCAUAGGGACUUGGGGAUUAUAAGCAUCGCUUUUGACUGAAAAAGUUACGUGUUUGGGCACUGAUAUGUUAAAAUACCAACAACCACAUGUCUUUUCCAACUGCAGGGAACUGAAUAACCCUUCCCCUGUAGCCUGGGAACUGUAGCAGACAGUUUUUGGUUUUUCCCUGCCCUCUUAGCUCUCACACAGGCUACAAGUAACUCGAGGUCCAACCUCACCCUAUUCCUCCCAUUUAGAAAAUCCUACUUACACAACUACCUGAGAAAGUGCUUCAUCCUUCCUCUGAGUUGCCAGCUGAGUUUCCGUCUCUGAUAUUUGGCAUUCGUUGUGGAAUCGAUAAAAACAUGAAUCACUGCUGGGUGCAGUGGCAGUUUUUGUAAUACAGGAUUAACUCCCCUGGAGCUCAAGCUGAUGCUACUGAACUCCUCCUAAUUCUUUCUUGCUGACAUCAAACUGGGCAGAAACUGAACUAACAGCUUAAAAAUUACAUCUCCAGUCACUUUUUUCCUCCCAGACAAACCCAUCUCUGUACACAACAAGAAGCUCUAGUAGCUCUGGGAAACUUCUUUCUGUUCCCCAUCGCAAACCCCACUAUUUUGCAGCAAAACAGCAAAAGUUAGUUAUUUCCAACAGGAGCUUUAAAGUAUAUUGACACCAACUGCCUGCUGAAUGCUUGUUCUUAGAAUGCUGCUUCUUGACAGUUCAUUUUAGAGUAAUAAAUGAAAAGCAGUAUUAUCCCUCCAGUAAGUGCUUUUACUUUAGUUUCCUUGCCUGUAGCAGCUGCUCAGGUGGAUGCCACACCAGGAACAGAACCACUGUCUCCUGCCUCCCAGACCAAUGGUGUUUCCUUCCUGAAAACUUUAAGCAUAUGAUUGUCCUUGAGAAGAAAGUAUACAGUUUUGGCAUCCAUUAGAUACAAUCAUUAAAGUCUCCAUUUCUUUCCACCCUUCCAUCAGGGAGGACAACUUUUAACUCCUUUUCUUUCCUGUAAUGUGCAUUCUAAAAUGGGGAGGCAGGAGUUUUGUACUGUUCUGUCUUCAAGUGGAGUGGUUAAGGAAGCCUGGUCCUGAAAAAGGUACAAAAAUAAGUUACUGAGAAAGAAACGAGAGGAGUGCUCCUACAAGAAGGGCUAAAAUAGGUUUAAUAAGCAUGGGAGUGCUUUCACUCUCAAAUAUGGACACCUUUUCAAAAUAGUGGUGAAGAGAACAUGAGAAAUUCAACCAGGCCAGAAAGCAGUAGUUUUCAGGAAAAAAUACUUUUUUGUUGCUUGUUAGCAUUUGGUUUUGUUGUUGUUUGUUUGUGGGGGUUUUUGGUUGGUUGGUUUUGUUUUUUGGUUUGUUUUUUUUGUGUGUGUGUGUGUGGGGGGGUGUUUUUUGUUUGUUUUGGUUGUUUGUGGGUUUUGUUGUUGUUGUUUUGUUUUGUUUGUUUUUGUUUUUUCUGUUCAGGGAUGAGUUCUCUUAAUGGGACAGAAGCAGAAAUGAAGCCUGAAUAUUUAGCUGGGCUUUUUGAUUUAACCUUCCUUACAUUCUGAGGAACUUUCACCAUGAGUGCAACAGGGGCAGCAUUUCUAACAAAGCAAGUUCCCAAUGUGGGAUUUCCUGGGGCAAGUAAAGCUGUGCAGAGCUCACAAACAACCCUCAGGUGCCCGAAACAGAGCAUUUCCUCAGGUGGAUUGAAAACCAGGAAUUGCAGAGCUCAGGAAGAGGACGCUUUCUACUGGAACAUGCUGCUCCCUUCUCAGCUUUUUUGACGGACAGCUUUGGGCGUCAGCACAACUACUUGCGAAUUUCUUUGACUGAGAAAUGCAACCUCAGGUGUCAGUAUUGUAUGCCAGAGGAAGGUGUUCAGCUGACUCCUAAAUCAGAGCUGCUUACUGCUCAGGAGAUAAUCACCCUAGCCAAACUGUUUGUGAAAGAAGGUGUAGAGAAGAUCCGACUGACAGGAGGAGAGCCACUUAUCCGACCCGAUGUGGUCGAUAUUGUUGGGCAACUGAACAAGCUAGAAGGGCUGAAAAACAUUGCUGUCACAACCAACGGGAUCAACUUGGCCAGAUUACUGCCCCGACUGAAGGAGGCAGGACUAAAUGCUGUUAACAUUAGCCUGGAUACUUUGGUCCCAGCUAAGUUUGAGUUCAUUGUCCGGAGGAAAGGCUUUCAUAAGGUAAUGGAAGGAAUCCACAAAGCCACUGAACUUGGCUACCAUCCUGUUAAGGUAAAUUGUGUGGUGAUGCGAGGCUUCAAUGAGGAUGAGCUGCUGGACUUUGUGGAUUUCACAAAGGAUCUGCCCCUUGAUGUGCGGUUCAUAGAAUACAUGCCCUUUGAUGGCAAUAAAUGGAACUUCAAGAAGAUGGUGAGCUACAAAGAAAUGCUUGAUACUAUUAAGCAGCGAUGGCCUGAAUUGGAGAAAUUGCCCUGUGAAGCUUCCAGCACAGCCAAGAGUUAUAAGGUGCCACAUUUCCAGGGACAAAUCAGCUUUAUCACCUCCAUGUCAGAGCACUUCUGUGGAUCCUGCAAUCGGCUGAGGAUAACAGCAGAUGGGAACCUAAAGGUGUGCCUUUUUGGGAAUUCAGAAGUGUCCUUGAGAGAUCACCUACGGUCAGGUGCCUCAGAGGAACAGUUGGUUCAAAUCAUUGGAGCUGCUGUGGGCAGAAAAAAGAAACAGCAUGCUGGCAUGUUUAACAUUUCCCGGAUGAAAAACCGGCCAAUGAUCCUGAUUGAGGCUGCUUUGAUGUCAUUCCCACUAUGCCAAGAUGCCCUACAGAAUGCCCCAAAUUCAAAAGAGUGGGGCCACACACUUCGCUAUUUGCCAGCUUUGAAAGCAAGUUUACUCAAACAAAUGGGAAAAGCAUUAAUGAAAAAUAAGCUUGCAGGGCAACUUUUCCUGCCAGGAUCUCACCCAGAGCAACAAUGGCACAUAAUGACUGGAAUUCUACAAACCCAGCUCAGAGGCUACUGCGUCUUCCAGAAGGACUCGAUUUCUACAUUUGACACAAAGUGCCUUGAGGCUUCUCCUGUUGGCCAAGUUUCUGUGGACUCUCAGUCCAAAGAGUCAAGUCCAGGAUCUGAAUUCUGUACCAGGGAUUUGGGAUCUUGCACCAAGGUACCUCGUGCCUCUGACAGCUUAACUCACGCUGAUGAGGAAGGACGGGCCAUGAUGGUUGAUGUUGGAGGGAAGCCAGAUUCAAGAAGAAGUGCUGUUGCUGGUGCUGUGGUCCGCCUGGGUGAAAAGGCAUUUGAGAUGGUGAGGCAGAACCAGCUAAAGAAAGGGGAUGUGCUGGCAGUAGCCCAGAUUGCAGGAAUUCAGGCAGCCAAGCUGACCAGCCAGUUGAUCCCGUUGUGUCACAACAUCCCCCUCAACCAUGUAGAGGUGUCUCUGAGCCUAGAUGAGGCCAGAUAUGCAGUGGUGAUUCGCAGCUCCUGUCAGACCUGGGGGAGGACAGGCGUGGAGAUGGAAGCUCUCACAGCUGCCAGCCUGGCUGCUCUGACUGUGUAUGACAUGUGCAAAGCAGUUACUCAUGACAUUGUGAUUGAAGAGGUGAAGUUGCUUAGUAAGAUAGGUGGGCAGAGGGGAGACUUCUCAAGGGUCUAGAUCAUAUCUAGACUCCUCCAGGUGACCACUGCUCCUGUUCAGGCUCUUACAGAACUACUUUUGCUCAGCUGGUUGCUGUGGAAACCUCACCAGUUGUACCAUACAACAACCCUGUGACUCCAGUCUUGCCUUACCCUGGCAGCUUCCUCCUGAGUGAACACUUAUCCCUAUUGGUAACCACAUGUGUCUUUUUCAGAGGACAGACUUCUCCACUCUGCCAAUACCUUCAUUUUAGUGUCCUUACCAUGAGCUUGAGCAAAGAUUGCAAGAUACACCACAGAGGUUUGUUGUUUUUUUUUUUUUUUUGCCCUUCUUGCUGUGAAGUAUUCACAGCUGCUGUCAUCACACCAUGCAACCGUAAACUCUGGAAAUGAAGCAAGUGCUAAAAGUGCUGUUAUUCAGCAACUGUUUUUAAGUCGAGGAUUAAGAUUUCAGAGUUUUGUCUGUCCCCCUUAGUUGAAUUUAGAAGGUGACAAGGAGAAGGACAUAGCUCAAGCACUUUACUAUACUAUACUAUAACUGCGGAAGAGCCAGGGUCAGAGGGGCAGCUCCCAUCCCUUUGCAUUGCUGCUGCUUCCCUUGCCUGCAAGUGGGAAAUGUCCACAUAUCAGUUUCAAAAGAAAAAAAGAUGGCAGCUGCCCAGCAGUCUGCCUUGAGCCCUCUGUAAAACAUGAUGUGGAAACAGAGGACUUCUAGGCUUGGAAGAAUUAUUUUGCUGACCUGAAAUAUACUUCUACAGUGUUAGAAGCAUGUUCCAGCAUUUUGAUCUUAGCGCUCAAAUACCUUGAAACCCUGUGUCUGCAUGCAUAAGAGCUUAAUUGUGCCAUGCACGGAAGUAGGUGUCAGCUCUCCCCAACUUUAGAAAUAGAUGUCACACCAAGCCCCAGAAGGCUGCAUGAUUUUUCAUCCUAUAGUGCAACUCCUAGUAACCAGCAGCCUGCAUAAUCCUGACAGAUAAAGCAACCUUUACAACUAGUAGCCACUUGGAAGAGUAAGGUAGUUACUCUUGCCUCAGACAGAUUGUUUUCCUGCAUGUUCCUCUGAUUUGCUUUCAUGAAGUUGUCUGGCCUCAAACAUAUGAACAUCCCCAUAAAUGUACCAGUGGCCACUGUCAUGUAGCAUUAAAUAGCUUGAUAACGACCGUCCUAGACAAGAAAUUACUCAACAUUGUUUAUCUAAUAUUAAUGGAUUAUUUUAAAAUAUUAAUUUAAAUGCUCUAAACAGAGAAUUUUCGACUUGGGUUUACUUGUUUUCUGAUGCUAAUGGCUGAUGUGAAGUCACAUACUAUUUAGGGUGCUCCCUCUCCAUACGCACAGAGUUGAAGACAGCUCUAAUAACGUCAAAGAGGCUACCAAAAAUAUAUCUUAAACUUUACAAGUAGCUGCUUGUCAUGAAAUAAGGUUAAAUUACUGUGGGCAUCAGUAAAGCGCACACCACACUGUCAUGCACAUCCUGCUCACUUAAAGUACUCACAGGUCUAAGAUGAGCAGGCAGUAGGUUUUAGUACAAAUGUCUUUGUCUUUGCUUAUCCUUUACAAAUCUUACACAUUACUUACUGCAGAAGGCGCUUUUUCCAUUGAAGGUGAAUUUGAGUCUUUAUUCAUUGUCACUGUGAGAAAAGGCAUGUACAAUGACCCACAUAGCAGCUCCACCUGAAACGGAAAUGAGUCUGGAAAGCUUAGUGCCCAAACUCCAUAAAUGUUUGUACACCUACAUUCACUGUUACUGUCAAGAUUCCCUUGAUAUCAUUGAUUUGCCUGUAAAUUAAUAGUAGGGGAACUCCUGCUCCUUCCCAGGAGUGUACCCAGCACACCAGUAAUGAGCAUCAAUCACAGCUGAUCCCGCAAACACAAGAGACCUUUUUUAUCUGUGGAGCUGCUGUGGCAAUAGCACAAAUGUUUCCCUGGCUCAGCGUGGAAACAAAUUGUCAGGAAAAGGAAGCACGUCUGUCACCUGCCAAGUUAACUGAUUUACACAAGCGCUUUACUCCCCCCACCAUUCACAACAGGCCCUGCCCUCCCUGCCUUCACACACUCUCUAGCUAUUUGAAAACUAACAGGACAUACUCAGUAGUAAUAAAAUGAUGCUUUGAGGCAUAUGAUUCUUUGGCUUCUGAGAAGUUUGCUGUCACACUGUAAAGCUCUCACAAAGGUCUCAAGACCAUACAAGGGAGUACAGAGCACAUGAACAAGUGCCACGCACAUCUUAAUAACGCACAUUUCACUAUGUUCUUGGGGUGAGAGUAGCUGGAAGCAUUGGGCAAACAGACUUUGGUGCCAUUUUAUGCUCAUGUUACAUUGUCAAGUCUUGAAACUAUGCACAUUUAUGGAUAAUGAACCAAGUGUGAUCAAUAGAACAUUUUACAAGAGAAAUGAGCUGAUAGGACUGUGUGUUUCAGUGGUGCUGGGUAGGCAAUGAUGUAAUAAAUGUUGAUGAACUGACUGCUUUUUAGGAGGCUUCCUUAUUUUUGUCCACUGCAUUUUUAAUAAAUACUAAUUGUAAUGAA